GGGUGGCCGGCCGUCAUCCGCUUUGACCGACCCGACCCGACUCAGGCGAGGCUCCCACCUCCCGUCGCCGGAAUCCACCCCUCCCCGCCGGAUGCCUCCUCCCCACCCUUCCUGGUCGCGCUCCGUCACCGAGACCGUGCGGGGCUCCCACCAGUACACCGUCAAGGGUUUCUCCCUCGCCAAGGGCACGGGCCCCGGUCGCUACGUCGCCAGCGACGUCUUCGCCGUCGGCGGCUACCACUGGGCCGUCUACCUCUACCCCGACGGUAAGAACCCCGAGGACAACGCCAACUACGUCUCCGUCUUCGUCGCACUCGCCUCCGACGGCGCCGACGUACGCGCGCUCUUCGAGCUCACCCUCCUCGACCAGUCGGGACGCGGACGCCACAAGGUCCACUCCCACUUCGACCGAUCCCUGCAGGCCGGCCCAUACACACUCAAGUACAGGGGUUCCAUGUGGGGUUACAAGCGCUUCUACAGAAGAUCACUCCUGGAAACGUCUGAUUUUCUAAAGAAUGAUUGUCUAGUAAUGAACUGCACUGUAGGUGUUGUCAAGAAUCGUAUUGAAACGCCAAAGAACAUCCAGAUUCAUGUUCCACCAUCUGACAUGGGCCAUUGCUUCAAGGAGCUCCUCAGAGUCGGCAUCGGCUGCGACAUAACUUUUGAAGUGGGUGAUGAGAAAGUCCGUGCUCAUAAGUGGAUUCUUGCUGCUCGCUCCCCGGUAUUCAAAGCCCAAUUCUUUGGCCCUAUCGGAAAUCCCGACAUACACAGAGUUGUUGUGGAGGAUGUGGAGCCUGUCAUCUUCAAGGCAAUGGUGAACUUCAUAUACGCUGAUGAACUCCACAUUCAUGAACUAGCUGGAUCUGUCUCGUUGUGGACAUCAACAGUAGUGGUACAGCAUUUAUUGGCAGCGGCUGAUAGAUAUGGAUUGGACCGGCUAUGUCUCCUAUGUGAGGCAAAGUUAUGUGAUGAACUGACUGCUGAAACAGUUGCAACAACCUUAGCCCUAGCUGAACAGCACCAUUGUGCUGAGCUGAAGUCUGCGUGUCUAAAGUUCGCUGCUGUUCGAGAAAAUUUGGGAGCUGUUAUGGAGACGGAAGGUUUUGAUUACUUGGAGGAGACAUGCCCUUCCGUAUUGUCUGACUUAUUAGCAACUGUGGCAGUAUUGGACGAUGAUCCUGCAUCAGUUAACCGAAAAAGGGGAGCUUGUGGUAACGAAGAUGCGAUUCCAGUGGAAAGUGUCGAGGCUGGUGAAAGGCACACCCGGAGGAGGCUUUAGCUAGCUGGUUACAUGCAGGCUGUCAGCUAAUGUAGCUUGAUGCUGGAACUUUUUUUAAUAAUAUUAUUUUACUAAAAAAUUACAAAAAUAAUAGCUAAAUUAAAAAAUUAUAAGAA
Phragmites australis (common reed) is the source of this 1395-nucleotide messenger RNA. Its product is annotated as BTB/POZ and MATH domain-containing protein 3-like. NCBI's taxonomy places the organism in Eukaryota, Viridiplantae, Streptophyta, Magnoliopsida, Poales, Poaceae. Gene Ontology annotation, biological process: protein ubiquitination. Gene Ontology annotation, molecular function: protein binding. Bases 92 to 1279 code for a protein of 395 amino acids. The record is from RefSeq and is a predicted model, not a curated record. The transcript has 4 exons.